GGAAAACACAGCGCCGCAGACCGACAGAAUCUUCGGUCGGUACUCAACGCGGUGAACCGUCCACCUCGCGUCGCUUGUCAGUCGGUGUUGAGAAGAGCUUAGUGCUACGGGGAGCGCCGACGGUGACUGCACAGCCCACCGACCAUGGCUAAGGACGGCCACUGCCCUCUCGCCGAAGCCGGCAUCCCGUACUCGGUGACCGUGUUCGCUUACUUAGGACUUUUGUUCAUCGUGUACCUCCUGUGCCGCAUCCUGUACGCGUCAUGGCAGGGAUUCUACUCCUGUUACCUCGGCCGAUGGCUUGGCCACAACAUCAACUUGCGCAAGAUGGGCGAAUGGGCUGUUGUCACUGGUGCUUCAGAUGGCAUUGGGCGGGCCUACUGUGAAGAGCUUGCUGCACGGGGCCUCAACAUCGUGCUCAUUAGCAGGACACUAGAGAAGCUCGAGACUGUGGCUCGGGAGAUUGAGGAGGCGUCCAAUGUCAAGACCAAGGUGAUUGCCGUUGACUUCACUUCUGGCGGCGAGAUCUACGACACGAUCCGGAGGGAACUGCAGGGUCUGGAGAUUGGAGUGCUUGUGAACAAUGUUGGCGUCAGCUACGUCUACCCCGAGUUCUUCAGCGUUGUUCCUGAUGGCGACAAGGUCAUGGACAGCAUCAUCCGGGCCAACUGUGUUGCCGGAACCAUGAUGACUCGCAUCUGCCUGCCCCAAAUGGAUGAGCGUCGCCGUGGAGUGAUCAUCAACGUGUCUUCCAUCUCCGCCAUGCAUCCACUGCCUCUGCUCAGCACGUAUGCGGCCUCCAAGGCCUACAUGGACAACCUGUCUCAGGGACUUCAUGCUGAAUACAAGGAUCGUGGCAUCUACGUUCAGUCUGUGAUGCCGGCUUACGUGUCCACGAAGAUGUCCAAGAUCCGCAAGGCCACCUACAUGGUGCCAACAGCCACCACCUACGUCCGGGAAGCCCUCGACACUGUCGGCAUUGAGCACGCCACCUAUGGCUAUGGUCCACACAAGUUCAGGGCUCUGGUUCAACGCAAGCUCAUGGAGUGCCUACCCCACAGCGUUUUCAUGAACAUCUCGAAAGCGUCCCUGCUCCAGAUUCGCAAGCUCUACUACAAGAAGAAAGGAAUCGAGGACACCUUCCUGGGAAAGCGCAGCUCCUCAGCCAAUGCCGUGGGCGACGUGGCAGAGCAGGUCAAGAGCCAGUGAAACAGAGCCAAGGCAUUGUCAAUCUUUCCAGCUUCUCUGGUGCACGUCGGCACACGACAACAACGUGCACGGAGUGGUCAUCACUUUUUUCACCUGUAAUGAAUGCUCGGACGGGAAAGGGGUGUGCUACUAGUUAAUAUUGCUACAGUUGAAUCCCGCUAUAACGAAAUUCACGGUGCACGAAAAAAAAUUCGUUCUCGCGGAACUUCGUUAUCGCAAAAAUUUGACGUGAAACGCAGAAAGAAUUGCCCAAGCAGCAGCAAAGGCGUUUAAUGCCAAAAAUCUGUAAGCUUGGUUUGCUUACGCUUCACGGCGAGCAAUGCCGUCACGCGAUUUUCGCACUGCACAGGUACAGCUACGAGUUCCCUUAAAACAGCGCGGCGUGGCACUUUUGCCUAACGGCGGACGCUUGUCCGAGCCAUCCAUGUUUGUGCAAAGCAGCACUGUGAUGCGUUUUUUGCUGUGUUUGCCGCCGUGACAGCGCUGCCCCUUGAAGUCGAGCGUCCUAGCCGGCAACAUCUCGUAGAAUAGCCCGGUCUCGUCGGCGUUGUAAAUGUCUGCAGGCGCGAAGUUGCUUAAAAUUCCGGCCAUGUUACUCGCCUUCCAAGCAGCUGCUCCGUCCACGUCUGCUGACAUUGACUCGCCGCACAACACUUUUCCAACGAUGUUAUGGCGGGCCUUGAAACGGUUUAGCCAGCCAAUGCUGGCUUUAAAAUCAUCAAUGCCAAGUAGGCAUGCAUAGUUCAAGGCUUUCUGCUGGACGAUGCUUCCGGACAGGGGGACGUUGCUGGCUCGUGCUUCCACAAACCACGCAUGCACUGCUUUGUCCAACUCUUCAUGGAGGGGCCGCGUCACCUUUUUGUGCUUCGAGGAUGUGCCUGAAGCAAGUGCCAUUCUCACGCUGUCCUUAUUGCCUAGAAUCGUUGACAGCGAACUUGCAGGAAUUCCGAAGUCUUCAGCAAUUGCCGCUUUCUUCCUUCCGCUUUCUGCUUGGGCGAUUAUUUGAGCUUUUUGCUCAAGGGAAAGAGUUUUGCGUUUUUUCACUUGCGUUGCCAUCGUGUCCUGCGGAUGAAAACUCGUCGUUGUCGAAGAGAAAGGCAGCGAGUGAACAACGCGACCACGACACAAAGCCAAAAUGGCGGAACUGCAAUCACGUGAUUUCAUGCUUAAUGUGGCUUUGGAUUUGACUUGGACUUCUCGCCAAUAAAACUAGUUUCGGUUUCGAUUUUGAACGCGAAAAUUUCGUUGAAGCGGAAACGCUCUGCAAAAAUGGUUCGUUGUGCAGAGAAAUUUAGGCCAUUAAUUCUUAUAGGAUACUCGCGGGGAAUAAAAAAUUAUUCGUUGUCGCGGAAAUUUCGUUGUGGCGGGAUUCAACUGUAACACUUAUGAGGAAGAGAGGUUCUACGUUUGUCCUUUACUUUUUUUUUUACAAUCACACUGAUUCUUACUAUUGCAUUUUCGUCUCGCAUUUGGACAUUUCUGAGAAGACCUUGUCACUUGUUCCAGUGCCUUGCAUUCCAUAUAUCAUUUGUACAGAGAUGUGCCGUGCUUUCUUUCUUUAUUGUUUGUUCGUGGCGUUUUCAGUUUGUCGCUCUGUGAAAUAAAGGUGAAUAAAGGUUUUGUGAAAAGUACUA
Messenger RNA from Dermacentor albipictus, 2843 nucleotides. Its product is annotated as very-long-chain 3-oxoacyl-CoA reductase-like. Gene Ontology annotation, cellular component: endoplasmic reticulum. Gene Ontology annotation, molecular function: oxidoreductase activity. NCBI's taxonomy places the organism in Eukaryota, Metazoa, Arthropoda, Arachnida, Ixodida, Ixodidae. The record is from RefSeq and is a predicted model, not a curated record.